ACUGCAACAACAAAACUCAUCUUUUUUUUUUAUACUCUUCCCUUCACAUCUUUUUUGCUGGUCAAAGAGAUCAAAAACACAUACAUUUUCAUCAUGAUAUCUUCUCUGUUUUGGUCCAUAUUACUGCUGUGCAUGGUGGGACGAAAUAUGGUUGCCACCCUUCCUGUGGGCGCACGCCAACAAACCGUCCAGUCCAUCGAAGACGAUUGGCCGUUGACAAGUGAAUUCGCUGUGCGAGACAACAUCCAGACCUAUUACGAAAACAUUGUCGAUGACGUACUGAGUACACAAAGUGAAGAUCUUUUAUUGGGACUGUCCCGGUCGCUGCGCGAUCGACAACAGUUGACCAAACUCCUUGGACCCCAAGCGGCUCGUCUUGGCUUUGUCAGCAUGCAUGAAACUUGCAUGAUGAAGAUGCCAGGAUUUAUCGCUAGUCGUCUCAACGAACUGAACAACCGUAUCUUUACCUCGGUCGAUCCAGCGGUAUCGGAGUGGUUGCCUGUGCGAUGGCCUGAAGGCGAUCAUCCCGAGGUGGUGCUGGGCACACUUCGGGAACGGGAUGAAUGGAGCGAGCAAAACGAGCUGGUCUCUUCUUUGCAGUCUUUGAAACAAGAUAUCCAGCAAUCGUUGUGGCAAGUCAUGGACCAGUACGCCCUCCACCAACAAAUUGCCAAGGAUAUACAAACAUGCCAACAAGAACGUGAAGCCUCCACCAGCGACAGCCAUGCCAGCCAUCGUUUGUCCUGGUUCACCAAUCUUGGUCAAUGGUUCGGCAACCGUGAUACCACUCCAAAAGAAGAAAGGGAUCUAUCCGAUGUGUCGUCUUCUGAAGCCUCCGACAUGUUACAAGUUUACAUUGAUGCGAUCCGUAUCGAAUUGGCAUCCGAGUUUGACGACCGUAUCGACACCCUGGUCAGCAAUAUCUACACGGAUCUCUUGUUCGAAGAUACCAUCUAAAACUUUUUGUAAAAACAUUUGAGGUGAUACGCUGAGCGUUCACCA
Radiomyces spectabilis is the source of this 1002-nucleotide messenger RNA. RefSeq lists its product as uncharacterized. Lineage: Eukaryota; Fungi; Mucoromycota; Mucoromycetes; Mucorales; Radiomycetaceae. The transcript has 2 exons. Bases 94 to 957 code for a protein of 287 amino acids. The record is from RefSeq and is a predicted model, not a curated record.